AUGUCGGGUGGGCGCACGUGCGCGUUGCGGGGCAAGGCGGGGCGAGACCUCGGCGGUCGCACCCCUCCAGCCCCUCCCCCUCGGGCCCUGCCCCGCGGCGGCUCGGGCCGCUCCUCUGUCUGUCCCGCCGGGCUCCAGGACCGCCUGCCUCGCCCCGCCGAGUGUCCCGCCCGCUUCUCCCUCUGCUCCCUCAUCCCGCCCAGCGCCGGCGCUCGCGUCUCCCGGGGGCCAGAACUGGGCCUCCCCAGGGACUCCGCGCAGUCUUCCCGCCAGCCCAAGGGCAGCCGUGCGGCUCAGAGGCCCCCGUCCCGCCAGGCUGAGCGGAUCUUGGGACCCGCGGAGAGGCAGCCCCCGCAGGUCAGGAGCAGGUUGGGGACAGAGCCCCGGGUCUUCCUGGACAGAGGGAGCCGAGGGCUGCCUCUCUGUUCCCCACCUCGAGAGCUGCGAUCUUGCCGGUGUUGCCGUCGUGUGAGGCUGCCUAAGGAUCCUAGCCUUGUUUCCUUGCCCCUGAGCCUGUCUGUCAUUUCCUCCACAGAUAAGACCCAGAGGGGGCAGGACAGGGACAGGGAAGGGGUGUGGGUAGGGGGGGGAGCCCUGGCCCCCAAUACCUCCUCUCCAUUCCCCCCCGAGCCUCCAGGAGCCUCGGGCAGCAGCAUCCCUGUCUACUGUGCCCUCCUGGCCACUGUGGUCCUCGGUCUGCUCACCUACGUGGCCUUCAAGUGCUGGUGCUCACCUAAACAAAGACAGCAGCUGGCCAAAGCUCGGACUGGAGAGCUGGGGGCUCUCAACAGGGACCAGAUACAUGGGGAUAGCAGUGUCUUCCUUGACUCUCUUAGCAGUCUGCCCUGUGCCCCCAGCCAGGGGCCACAUCCUGAGCUUGGCUGCCGGCUUUACAUUCAUCUCCCUCGGCAGCAGCAGGAAGAGGUGGAGCGGCUCCUGGAGGUGUCAGACGAAACUGACAAGGGCUGGCAAGGCCUGGCAGACCGCCUGGGCUACCAGGCUGAGGCUGUGAAGACCAUGGCUCAGGGCCAGGCCAGUGCCACCCUCAGGGUGCUCGAGGUCGCCCUGGCUGCCAUGGGCUGUGAAGAUGUGGUUCGGGUCCUGGACCCCCUGGCUGAGGGCUGCUCUGUGGUGUGA
This is a messenger RNA of Ceratotherium simum simum (southern white rhinoceros), 1137 nucleotides long. NCBI's taxonomy places the organism in Eukaryota, Metazoa, Chordata, Mammalia, Perissodactyla, Rhinocerotidae. The record is from RefSeq and is a predicted model, not a curated record.